GACAUUUAAUGAUGUCAGUUUGCUACUCAGGAUAGAAGAGAAACUUGGGCCUCGAAAGCGACAGAGACGGCCCUGAGAAUCGUCCGCUGCAUUACAUCUCUCUUUCGCGCGCGCGUGUAUGUGUGGAUACGUAUGUAUAUGUGUAUGUGUGUGUGUGUGUGUAUCGCGCGAGGAGGCUCGGAUUUUAGUCCGUGACACGGUAUUACCGCGACUCGAGCGCGGAACAGCAGUUCGCCGCGACUAUAUAGAAACAGGACGCCACGCACGACGGUAUAAAAACACAUCUACAGUAGUAAUUGUUCGCAUAAAAAGAAUUUUACAUAUAUAUUUUUAUCCUCGCGAGAAAAAGCGGAGUGCGCGCGCGCGCACGCGUAAUAAUAAACGCGUAUGUUCAUCUCUUCGUCCGCGCGAAACUAUUCGUUCGGCCGCGUCCGCCGUGUAUCGAUGACACGCGUAAUCGGUAGUCGCUCGCGCGGAUUCGAGGCGAGUAGUUAGUGAGAAAGAGAGCGAGAGAGAGAGAGAGCGAGAAGGGAGCCAAAGUGCGUAAGGAUCGAGCAAAGGAGGGCUCGCGCGAAAGGGUUACGCGUGCAACGAGUUAAUAUAUAGGAUAUCUUUAAAAAAGAAAGAAGAAAAAAACGGAAGAAGAAGAAGAAGCGAGAUUGCGAGCGCGGAGGAGCUUUGUCAGGUGGCUAUGUGGGACAUCGCGACGGAGCGGGUCUUCAUCGCGGCCGGAACGUCGCGGAAUGGACGAGCCCGUUGAUCGGGUCCGCAGCAACGGGCUUCGACGAGGACCAUCGACGCCGAAGGUAUGGACGUCAUCGGGGACGGGGACGAGCAGACCCUUCAGGCGAUUCUCGGUCGUGGUGAUUUUGUCGGGGGUAUAGACAACGAGGCUCUAGAUUUUUCUCAGUUGGAGGACUUCAUCAACAGUGAUAGUGAACAACCUGCAACAUACUUUGCGGACACUCUCGCGCAUAACGAAAAUGGGGGUGCAACGGCGCCUCACAAUGGCCGGAUCGAGGCACCUACGUCGCAGCCGGUUGUCGUCCAACAGCAGCCAUCACCGCGAUUACCUUCGCCGCAGAUGACACAUCCAGUAUCGAUAGCAUGCAUUUCCGGUACUACGACGGUGCCGAACAAUAACAAUGGCUACAAAGAUCCGCAAUCAUAUGUUCAUCCACAUGCAUUACCGGAAAGUCCACCGGACAGCGGAAGCGAGCCACCAUACUCACCACCAGGACACAAUGACACUCAACAUGUGCAUUCGCCACACCAAAAGGCGGCUUUGCAAGAGAUCCUUAUGCAUCACCAGAAUAACCAAUACACCCCAAAUUUGUUGCCACCUUCUCCGAGAGCGUUGCCUUCAACGACGACGGAUCCUCUGCUAUUGACGCCGGUUUUGACGUCGCAUCUUACGUCAGGAACAUCGAGUCUUCCUACGCAGCCUCAGAUAGGACCGCCUCUGCUGCCAUUGUCGCAAGAACACAGCUCGACUGGCAUCAACACCUUAUAUUCAUCUCUGCAAUCGGCUCCGAAAAAGAGAAAGCUCAGCCAAGAUGGUCUCAUCCACGUCAAACAAGAACCUGAACUGGGCACCGUGGAGCACAGCUGCAGCAGCAGCAGCGCGGUGCUGGAUAGCGACGAGGUCACCGACAACAGUUACAUCGACGCCAGUUAUCAAUGCAUCCGGUUCCAUCCCUUUCAACAGACGUCCUGGCACGUUCUCUGCGAUCAUAAUCUCAAGGAGUUGCCGGUGCCGCAUUACAGGGUGGACGCGGACAAGGGAUUCAAUUUUAGCAAUUCGGACGAUGCGUUUGUUUGCCAGAAGAAAAAUCAUUUUCAGAUAACGUGUCACUCGCAACUUCAAGGAGAAGCCAUAUUCGUUAGGACUGGCGAAGGUCUGAAAAAAAUAAGUGGUUUUCAAUUACACUUUUACGGAGUCAAAGUGGAAUCUCCGUCGCAAACGAUCAGAGUGGAACAAAGUCAGAGCGAUAGAAGCAAAAAACCCUUUCAUCCUGUAACAUAUCGGUAUUACAGAAUCGAAUUAGGCAGCGAGCGUGUUACGAAAGUGACGGUCGGUCGAUUACACUUUAGCGAAACUACGAGUAAUAAUAUGCAAAAAGGAAAACCGAAUCCGGAUCAGAGGUAUUUUCAUUUGGUUGUCGGAUUGCACGCCCAUACCGCGGAUCAAGCAAGCUAUCAAGUGGUGGCUCACGCAUCAGAACGCAUAAUUGUCAGGGCAAGUAAUCCAGGACAAUUUGAAUCAGAAGGUAGUGGUGUAGGUGCUGAAGGUGGAUGGCAAAGAGGAGCAGCUCCGGAUAGUGUGUAUCAUGCUGGCAGAGUUGGAAUAAAUACGGACAGGCCAGAUGAAGCUCUCGUUGUACAUGGUAAUAUGAAGGUAACAGGCCAUAUCGUUCAGCCUAGCGAUGUGAGGGCGAAGCAAAGCGUUCAAGAAGUGGAUACGCGUGAACAAUUGCGAAAUGUACAGCAGCUACGUGUCGUUCGUUAUCGAUAUGCUCCGGAAUUCGCGCAGCACUCGGGUCUGGAUGUAAAACAGGAAGACACUGGUGUUAUAGCGCAGGAAGUUCAGCAGAUUUUACCGGAAGCGGUACUACCAGCAGGCGAUAUAGUUCUACCGAAUGGUCAGAGGAUCGAAAAUUUCUUGGUAGUUAAUAAAGAGAGAAUAUUUAUGGAGAAUGUUGGUGCCGUCAAGGAAUUAUGUAAAGUGACAGAUAGUCUAGAAACAAGAAUAGAUCAAUUAGAGAGAAUAAAUAAACGAUUAGCAAAAUUGAAACGGGGUGAUAGUCUAAAAAGCUCCAUCAGCACAGUAUCCAGUAUAUCGGGCAAUAAAUAUCCAUCCUCUAUCAAUAAUAAAUCGUCUUUGCAUGGAAAGACGAAAAGGCUCGAAAGAGAAGAAGAACUUCUCUGCAGUAAUAAAUUUAUUCAAAUUAUCAUUGUUAUACUUAUUCUCAUCAUGGCAUUUUGCCUAGUUGCAAUGGCAACUUUAUAUUUCUUGGAAUAUCAGAAACGCAGUAACAUUGAAUGGUCGACCAUGGCAAGCAAUGGGAUGUUGGCCAUUGGUCCAGCUCAUCCAUCGACGAUGUCCACCAUUUCUAAUUACGAGCACCGAUACAAUUCAUUGCUGCAUAGUACACUAUCACCUUUGUAUACGAAGCAUGGGUCUUACACGAGGGGAUUAGACAUUAAAAGUAAUUCCCUGACCACACCACCACCUCAUACGAAACAGCAAUUGUACUCUCAGGAGAUAACAUGGUAUCCGAUAAGUCAUGCGGGUUCCCAGCCUAAACUUGAAAAAAACAAUGAAUUUCCUGGAAACUGGCUCAGUAGAAAUGGCGCGGGCGCCGUUCCUAGCAAUGUGGAUGAAAACGAUCAGAGUUCAGACGUGGAGUCUUCGCCUGUUAACAAAGGUCCGAUUCCAUUAGGGAGGCCUGAAGAAUGUCCCGCGCACUUUACCGAGCUCGAAAGUCCAUGUCAGAUAUAUUGUUGCACAGCUGAGAUCCAUCAGUUGGAAGAUCCUCAGCCUGAUCAUCCGGCAGAGAAGAAAUCCAUUUCAGAUCAUUUGGAACAGCCAUUGAGCAUGCCGCAUGAAGAGAAACGGAAAUUAGCUAAGGGUUUUCAAAAUGGCAUUAGUCCAUCCAAUCCUAGUACUCAAACUCUUGUAAAAGAGAUUAAUUACAAGUAUUUACCGCAUAAACGAGUAAGACGAGAGACUGGUGGAGAUUGGGGAGAAGUGGCGAGUAACGCCGCAGGAUUAUUGCCACCGGAACCCAGACCACAAUUAUUCGUGGUGGCGAAAAAUUUCAACGCUUCCCUAGAUCAGAGAUAUUGUUCGCCAUCGUCGCCGGAUACCCCCAACAAUAUCAGUUGUAUCAUACCUUUGUCGAAACACAUGCCGGAUACGCAUUUAACAUUACAUUUCGUCGGCAUGCCGUAUUGGCAGAUCGUGCAGCAGUGUCCCUUUUCGCCGAACUCUAAUAUUGACGAAACGAUGGUGUGUGGCUGGAGUUACACUGUGUCCCAACAAGCUCAGUACAUCGAAAAUAAUAAUCAACCGGGCGAUCAGUCCUUCUCACUUGACGUCGCUCAUUAUCUUAGGAAGACUUUGAAGUUUCGAAUACCUACGAUACAACCUCAAGAGAAUAUUUGCAGAAACAAACAUGGUGUCGAUUAUUUAGAAUUUACAUUGCACUUUUAUCGAGAUUGCGAAGAACAAUAAAUAUUUUUCUUUCCUGUACAGUGCACAAAUGUUGUUGUAGUGAGAAAUUUCUAAGAAUCUAAAAAAGUUUAGACUUUUCACCCUAAGAAUAAAGAAGCCUUCGUGCCUUUGUAA
Nylanderia fulva is the source of this 4351-nucleotide messenger RNA. RefSeq names its product myelin regulatory factor homolog 1. The record is from RefSeq and is a predicted model, not a curated record. Gene Ontology annotation, biological process: protein autoprocessing; positive regulation of DNA-templated transcription. Lineage: Eukaryota; Metazoa; Arthropoda; Insecta; Hymenoptera; Formicidae. Gene Ontology annotation, molecular function: sequence-specific DNA binding; DNA-binding transcription factor activity. Gene Ontology annotation, cellular component: endoplasmic reticulum membrane; nucleus.